UGGCAAAAGGGUGAAGAGGCCAAGAGAGUGCAAUUAAUCAAUAUGCGAGUCCUUACGCAAAGUGAUGCCAUCAGCGUUUAAUUUAAUUUAAUUACCUAACAUCGCUAAAGAGGUGGGAAAAGUCAUUAAAAACCGAUUGGGCUCUCUUGGCAAGGAGCACAAUGCUGAAGGAUCUCGUGUCGCCAGAGUCCGCCUCGGCGGAAAACACUUGUGCCGGCUGCGGAUUAUCCAUCAAGGACAGAUUCUACCUUCUGGCGGCAGAUCGUGCCUGGCAUGGACAGUGCCUGAGAUGCUGUCGCUGUUCGCAGCCCCUCGACACGGAGCUGAGCUGCUUCUGUCGCGGCGGCAACAUCUACUGCAAAGAGGACUACUGUCGGAUAUUCUCAACGACACGCUGUGCCAAAUGUGGCGAUGGCCUCAGCUCAUCCGAACUGGUGAUGCGAGCCAGAGAGAUGGUCUUUCACGUCACCUGCUUCUCCUGCACACUUUGCGGUGCACCGCUGAGUGCCGGAGACACAGCCGCCAUUCGCGGAGGAAGAGUUUUCUGUGGGGAGCACUAUGACGCCGACAUCCUCCAGCUCGAGAGUAACGAACUCAAUCUCACACCAUCGCCCCAAUUCUACUGCAGCAGCCCGCAGAAGGGCAGGCCACGGAAGAGGAAGCCACCAUCGGUACAGCCCCAAGAGGCGCCACAGGAUGGCAUUGAGCAGCAAACUUCUUUGAGAUUAGAGCUAAUCUCAUCGGACAUUCAGAGCGGAUCGCUGGAUCUCUCCUACGACGGCAGCAGUCACUCACCUGGCUCCGGUGGCUGUCUCACGCCGCAGACGCGGACGAAACGUAUGCGAACUUCCUUUAAACACCACCAAUUGCGAACAAUGAAAUCUUAUUUUGCAAUCAAUCAGAAUCCGGAUGCCAAAGACUUGAAGCAAUUGGCCCAGAAAACUGGACUCUCCAAACGUGUUUUGCAAGUCUGGUUCCAAAAUGCGCGCGCCAAGUGGCGCAGGAAUCUCAUGAGGCAGGAAGCACAGCCCCAAAUUCAGGGCUCUGGCAAGUCGACUGCCACAAUGACGGGUCUCACGAUCCCGGGUAGUGGACAGGGUGGCAACGGGGAGGGAAACCCGCCCACGGCCUCGUCCCACGUCCUCGACGAAAUGCACCAAAUGACUUUUGCCGAACUCUACUGAAAAUGCCAUAAUUAGUCAGGGCGUAUUUUACACACU
Molecule: messenger RNA, 1220 nt
Organism: Phlebotomus argentipes
Lineage: Eukaryota; Metazoa; Arthropoda; Insecta; Diptera; Psychodidae
Product: LIM/homeobox protein Lhx9-like
Exons: 6
Coding region: 162-1184 (340 amino acids)
Biological process (GO): regulation of transcription by RNA polymerase II; neuron differentiation
Cellular component (GO): nucleus
Molecular function (GO): RNA polymerase II transcription regulatory region sequence-specific DNA binding; DNA-binding transcription factor activity, RNA polymerase II-specific
Source: RefSeq, a predicted model, not a curated record